Messenger RNA from Pseudoliparis swirei, 4352 nucleotides. RefSeq names its product synaptotagmin VIIb (gene syt7b). Gene Ontology annotation, biological process: cellular response to calcium ion; vesicle fusion; regulation of calcium ion-dependent exocytosis. The record is from RefSeq and is a predicted model, not a curated record. Bases 1 to 1788 code for a protein of 595 amino acids. NCBI's taxonomy places the organism in Eukaryota, Metazoa, Chordata, Actinopteri, Perciformes, Liparidae. Gene Ontology annotation, cellular component: synapse; synaptic vesicle; axon. Gene Ontology annotation, molecular function: SNARE binding; calcium-dependent phospholipid binding; clathrin binding. The transcript is spliced from 12 exons.
AUGAAUGGGGAAAGGAAGGAAGGCUCUGUGUCUCUCAGUGUAUUCCUGGUGUCUGUUGCGUCCGUAGUAUGUGCCGUUUGGCUGGUAGCUCUAUGUGGCGUCUGCACCUGGUGUCAACGUAAACUGGGGAAGAGGAAUAAGCCCGGGGUGGAGGCUGCCAGCUCUCCAGAUUCUGUGAGAGGUCGAGGGGAAAAUAAAGCCAUCAACCACAAUGAUAUGGACAGAGACUUUUGGAAUAACAAUGACAGCAGCAACGUGCAACAGAGGUGGAGCUCCUACCCACCGAAGGAGUUCCUCUUGAACAUGUCUCCCUAUACCCCCUAUGGAGACCCUCGCCUCACGCCCAAUUUCGGGGACGCUUCCCUUUCGUCUGCUUCCACCCUGGAGCACAUCCCGUCCUCAGCCAUGGCGCGCCCUCGGCCCUUGGUCCGGCAGCAGAGCCUCCAACAGCCUCUCACUCACCAGCCCCCUCCGGGUCCUAACGACCCCCCAGUCACCUCUCAGAGCCUGGGCCAGCUGCACACAGGCCCAGGCGGCGGGGGCCCACGCGGGGGCCCACGCGGAGUCCGGGGGAGUCCGGCUGGAGCCUCCCGGUGCAGAGGUGGAGGGGCAGGUCGAUCAAGGUCAAAUCCUGGCAGCUGGGAUCACAUGAUGGAGCAGAUCCGGCACAGAGGGCUGGACGUCAAGUCGUUCUUUGAGGGGAAGAUGGUUGUUCUGUCUCUAGCAAUCGGGCUGGCUGAACAGGAUGACUUUGCCAACCUCCCAGAUCUGCAGGAAGCGCCAGCAAGCAAAGAAAACGAAACUGCACCAGAAAAGAGGACUCCGGGUAACAAACCAGGCAGCAGCCCCAGAGAUGAGAGCGGACGCCGCCACGAUGCCAACUCCUCUGUUUCUGACUUGGCCAACUCUGUCACCAGUGACAUGCUAAUGUUGUCUCCAGGUUCGGAGGAAGAUGACCACGAGGGUCCAGUGUGUGAGAAGCUGGGUCGUGUUCAGUUCAGUGUUGGAUACAGUUUUCAGGACUCCACCCUCACUGUCAAAAUUCUCAAGGGCCAGGAUUUGCCUGCCAAGGACUUUUCCGGCACCUCUGAUCCGUUUGUCAAACUCUACCUGCUGCCAGACAAGAAGCACAAGCUGGAGACCAAAGUCAAGAGGAAGAAUCUGAACCCCCACUGGAACGAGACCUUCCUGUUUGAAGGGUUCCCCUAUGAGAAGGUGGUCCAGAGGAUCCUCUACCUGCAGGUUCUCGACUACGACCGCUUCAGCAGGAAUGACCCCAUCGGAGAGGUGUCCGUCCCCCUCAACAAACUGGACCUGGCCAACAUGCAGACUUUCUGGAAGGAGCUUAAACCAUGUAGCGAUGGCAGCGGGAGCCGAGGGGAUCUGCUGGUGUCUCUGUUCUACAACCCCACAGCCAACACCAUCAGUGUGAGCAUCAUCAAAGCCCGCAACCUCAAAGCCAUGGACAUCGGAGGCACUUCUGACCCUUAUGUAAAAGUGUGGUUGAUGAACAAGGAUAAGCGUGUGGAGAAGAAGAAGACGGUGGUGAUGAAGAGGUGCCUGAACCCUGUUUUCAACGAGUCCUUCUCCUUUGAUGUGCCUGCACACGUGCUGAGGGAGACCACCGUAAUUAUCACCGUCAUGGACAAGGACAGGCUCAGUCGCAAUGAUGUCAUUGGAAAGAUUUACCUUUCAUGGAAGAGCGGCCCUGCAGAGGUAAAACACUGGAAAGACAUGAUGGGUCGUCCUCGUACCCCUGUGUCCCAGUGGCAUGCUCUUAAGGCCUGAGGGACCCAGCAACCAACCUGCCUGCAGAGUUUUCCCCCUCAGAAUUCAGCAUCAGCCUCUCAACCCCUGCCCUCAGUACAUAACCCUCUAACUGCAGUCUUGAGCUGCCGGCAAUGGAUGUCAUUUCUUUGUUCUCAGGCUUCUUUGAUAUCCUCCGCCCUCAGUCCUCCUGACACCAUCCCUAAAUUUCACCCAAGUCAAGUUACGAUUCCAACCGGACCCCUUGCCUCAUCUCUGUCUGAACUUAAAAAUGUAUUUGAUGUCUUCACUCACCUCCUCCUUGUGACCUCUUUCUAUUAGAUUUUUUUUUUUACUCCUCACUCUUAUCUCCAUGUCGACCUCUCCAAGUGUUUAACAUCAGAGCAGCACCUCUUGCCACCCAUGAAUACAAACUACCAACCAAAAAUGGAUCAAACUAACAUUCCAACCAUCCUCUGUGGCAGCAAAACGGGCUUCAUUCAAACCUGUACCUGAGCUGUGCGACCUAUUUACCACCUUCAACACAGUGUGUCUGCUCUUCGCCCCCUCGUUUGAGUCUUCUUACUCACGAUUCAUCCAUACCUUUAAAAUGCUUGAAAAACCAGGAAAAUCGACACAGGCAAAUGAACUGGAAUUGGACUCUUGUCACUCUGCUCAUGUUUGACCUUUUUCACUCUUCCUCUGGCAUUCUCCCUUGGCGGAAACCCUUCCUUGUAUGUGCGUGCUGUGGGUGAUGUGCCGUAACCUCAAAUGAAGUUCUUCAACAAAAAAAAGGAUAUGAACAUUAAUUGCUGGUCCAAUAGGUUAAGUGUCCCAAAAAAAUAACUUUUUCUUUGGAAAAGAAAUCCCGAUGGACAGGACAAAAAAGUGUCAAGUGAUUAAUGUUGUGUUUUGUUUUACAAAAGAAGAGAAUCAACCUGUUCUUCCAGACACUGAAAAUAAGAAAAAAGCCAGCUUCCAUAAGUGUGGAAGUGUGGGUUAAUGCGUCUGUGUGGGUUAAUGCGUGUGUGUGUGUGUGUGUGUGUGUGUGUGUGUGUGUGUGUUUGUGUGUGUGAUAGAAUAAUAUAUAGUAUUUUGGACUUGAACAGCUAAAUUAAGAUGAGACUAAGAUGUUGAAAAUAUCCCUUGAUAACAAUGAUGAAAAUAAGGUAUUGUUAGAAUUUGUGAUGUUGAAGUUAGAGAAGGUGUGGGGAGGUCACUGCGGUUAAUGGGUCAAUCCACCCAAAACACAAACACACGUAUUUCGAAGCCAGGCAGCUUAAUCCACAUCCAUCCCCAUUAUUUGAACACACCAUCCAUCGGGGAAUCUAAAUCUGAAAACUUCCUGCAUGGUUACUUUUGAUGCAAACCAGGUAUUGAACAGGUUGUGAUUCUUCAUUCGUGAGAUCUUGAGAAAACUCUGAAGAGGGCCGUGAGUACUUAGGAAAAAUAAACUAAUCUGCCCUUUAGUUUUGAUACACUCAAUAUUUUAUGAUUUGUGUGAACAAUUUAUGUAUGCAGGCAAUACAUUACUUUGUUACUGUAACAGAUGGUAAUAUGUUAAAUAUGUUGAUGUUGAAUAUUGUUGUAUAAAUUGGAUAUAAAUAUAUAAAUAAUUGAAAACACACUAUCUGUUCACUAAACCUGGAAUAGCCAUGAAAGAACACUAUAAACUUUUUUUUUCUUCUUUUUUUUACAAAUAACUAUGAGUCUGAAAACAAUAUAAAACCAAAUUUUGUAUCAAUAUCAAGUCAGUCUUCCAGUUAUUUGCUUCACUGCCUUGCUCCUCACCAUAUGUGCUCCCCCUCUCCAAGUGUCAGACAGGGGCGGGGGACGGGGGGAGAAAAAAAAGGUGGGAUAGGAGAUAAUCGUCACCUCUUUGCAUCACUGUUAGCUCAUCUCAGGUCGGAGCGUCCCAAAAUAACCAGGAACACUGUCAUCUGUCUGUCCUGAUGGCCAUGUGUGAGAAACAAGGCAUUACUAUCAGUGCUGCUGACAAAGCAUUACAUUCCAAAGGCUUGGUGAAAGUCACUUUAAUCAAUGCAACUUAAAUAUUGGUUAAAUAACAGUCAGGGUUUGGUAUAUUUUAGUUUUCUAAAAUUGAGCUACAUUUUGGAUGUCUACACCCUUCACUGGCCAAAUAUGCUUAUCCCAUUAUCUUGGGGGACUGCUUGAGACAAAGAGAGGUUAACCAGCAACAUUGUAAUUGAUAUACUGUACAAAUGAUUGUGAAGUGUCCUGUAUAAAAAAAAAGAAGAACAAAUAAUCAUCAGUUUGAACUGGGGUUGUUGAUAUCUGUCUGUCCUUGGUAUCACUCAGCCUCGUCUUUCACUCCCCUUUCUCUUUGUAGUUACACAUCUGUGGUGUGCACAAUGUUAAAUAUCAACCAUUUAUUUUUUGAAAUCUGUACAGUGUAUAUAAAAAUAUAGAUGUGUAUAUAAAACAAAGAUACUUCUGGUAUUGUUAUGAGUUUUUCAGAAACCUGUUUAAAAAAAUGCUGUUAUAUUACAACAAAAAGGUGUAUUUUGUGUAGUCGGUGGAAGAAGUAAUACGAUCCUUGACUGAAAAGUGACAUGUUUAUAUUAAAUAAAUACCUAAAAAUAUAA